AUGAGCGAAGAGACUAAAGAAGACGAAGAAGACAAGGAGGAGGAAAAGAAGGACGACUCAGAAGACGCGUCUCUGGCCUGCGCGGAAUUACUCCGCCUGGCGCUUUUAUCGAAAGAUUUAAGUGCUCUGAGCAAAGCGACGACGACGAGACUUUCCGAAGACGGGGAAGUGAAACAGUUGCAAAGAGGCGGGGAGGAGUUUCGAGAGAUUUUGAUGCGCACGACGAAGAAUACCAACAACAACAACGCGGGGGGGAUUCGUUGUUCGGUGAUCGUUUUAGUGUUUUCUAUGAACAACUGCCAACCGUGCGUGCAAUUCGCGCCGAAACUCGAUCGAUUGGCAAAAGAGUAUAAAGAUUUACACGUUGGAUUCGUGAAGUGCAACAUACACGAGAGCGAUAUGAAUCGACGCUUAGCGAACGAGGCGGGCGUUUUUGGGUUCCCGUGCGCACAAAUGUACGACGGACACACCGGGCAAAAAGUACAGUUAGAAGGAGGCGACGUAAAAGGCGCGAACGAGGCGAAAUUGAGAGAGGGUUUAGAGACGCACGCGUAUAACGUGGAGAAAUUCGAGCGAUUGAAACGUGACGCGUUCGAGGCGUUGAGCGAGGCAAAGGCGAAAAUUUUUUGCGGCGAGGACGACGACGAACAAGAACAAGAACAAGAACAACAACGGUUCGUGACUUUGGUGAAAACAGUCACGGCGUACGCGAGCAACGCGAUCGAAAAGGAGGACGCGAAAUACAGACGAAUUAAAACGAGCGGUAAAGCGUUCACGGAAAGGGUCAAAAGCGUCGGCGACGAGGGCGAAAAAUGUUUACGAGCGUUUGGUUUCGAGAAGAAAAAAGACGACGACGACGACGAAGAAGAGGUGUACGAAAUCUCACCCGUCGUCUUCGACGAGUUUGACGAAAACAAUAAGUUUGGUAAACGCGAAAUGAGGAGGGUGAUCAAAAUGCUCAGAGCGUUGACCGGAUGA
Bathycoccus prasinos is the source of this 978-nucleotide messenger RNA. RefSeq lists its product with no specific name. The coding region runs from base 1 to 978 and encodes 325 amino acids. The transcript has a single exon. NCBI's taxonomy places the organism in Eukaryota, Viridiplantae, Chlorophyta, Mamiellophyceae, Mamiellales, Bathycoccaceae. The record is from RefSeq and is a predicted model, not a curated record.